AAGAAAUCCAUACGAAUCCACAGCCACCAACGCGCCCACGCGCCCACCAUCUAGAGAAAGACGCAUUGAUCGCGAAAGUAGUGGGAGGUUCCUAAGAACCGAAGUUCAAAGAAUACGAAUAGCCUUGAAUCAAAAGCACGCGACCGCUCGUUUGUUCACUUCUGCACAUCAAAUUCGUGUCUUGCAAGGUCACAUAUUUCAGACUUGGAAAAACGCCUCAGAGCCAUUGUUAUCACUCGUUUCGCCUAUGUAGUUUCGCCUUUAAAGCAUACCACUACUUCCGUAGUGACCCGCUACGUGCUGGCGAGAGUGUACUAGUGCUGGCUGCAUUUUCAGUGGUCUGCUUAUGUUGGAGCACCUUGUCACUUAUGCUGCUUGUGCUACAUUUGUGGAUUUAGCAUUACCCCUGCGGCGUGCAGGUUUUGGGAGAACUGUCACGGUACCACCGUUGCAUUACACAUGCCCUGCUGAUGCCCUUUUUGCAGGACUGGGCGGCUGCUGAGGGACCAUGAAGAUAAACGACAAAAAUCUGGUGAGCUUUGCUCUAAGCUCAAGCCCAGUCGACCGGGAAGGCUGGCUGCUCAAGCGUGGGGAAGUCAACCGUGCUUAUCAGAGGCGCUGGUUCCUUCUCAAGGGAAACCUACUGUUCUACUUUGAGAAGAAGACUGACCGGGAACCAUUGGGUGUGGUCAUUCUUGAAGGCUGUACUGUUGAACUGGCUGAGAAUGAGGAGAUGUUCGCUUUCAAGGUUGUGUUUCAUGGCUCUGGAAACCGGAUGUACAUGCUGUCAGCCGACACACAGGAGUCAAUGGAGGCUUGGAUGAAAGCAUUGGCAUGUGCGUCUUACGAUUACAUGAAGCUCAUGGUUGCUGAACUGCAGCGUCAACUCAGCCAAGUAGCGGAGGCUGAGCGCCUUGCCAAAUGUGGCAACACUGUGCCCCUGCUCAUCGGAGGGCAGCUGCCUGGAAACCGCUCUGACAGCUGCUUGUGUGUGCGAGAUACUCCAUCAGGCCGUGCAGCACGUUUCAACCCUUUUGACCGCUGGAAGGAGGACGGGUGUAGCGGCAAUGACAGCAGUGAAGCGGCCAAGCGAGGCAGCGGUGUCCCAACUAGCACCCCAGUGUCGUCACGGUCAUCAACAAAGUACACAUUUGCCGAGCUUCAUCGACGGCACGGAAUGCGAUUUCGGAAACUCAUAGAGGAGCGGAAGCGAAAAGAGGAGAAAGAGCGUGGCUUAGAUCUGCUCAUCGAUCUCUGAGAGCUGUUUUGUCCUAUAAAGAAUCCUGAUUUUUCUUUUUUUUUUAUCAACUGGAGA
Dermacentor albipictus is the source of this 1315-nucleotide messenger RNA. RefSeq names its product sesquipedalian-1-like. Gene Ontology annotation, biological process: receptor recycling; retrograde transport, endosome to Golgi; endosome organization. Gene Ontology annotation, cellular component: early endosome; recycling endosome; trans-Golgi network. NCBI's taxonomy places the organism in Eukaryota, Metazoa, Arthropoda, Arachnida, Ixodida, Ixodidae. The record is from RefSeq and is a predicted model, not a curated record.